Molecule: messenger RNA, 3761 nt
Organism: Eurytemora carolleeae
Lineage: Eukaryota; Metazoa; Arthropoda; Copepoda; Calanoida; Temoridae
Product: F-box/LRR-repeat protein 4
Exons: 6
Coding region: 673-3684 (1003 amino acids)
Biological process (GO): SCF-dependent proteasomal ubiquitin-dependent protein catabolic process
Cellular component (GO): SCF ubiquitin ligase complex
Molecular function (GO): metal ion binding
Source: RefSeq, a predicted model, not a curated record
UUUUAUUUCAGAUAAAAAUGAUUCAACUGGUUAAAUAAUAAAUGUGUGUACAGCAUUAUACCAUUUCCCAGAUCGCAUAGUUACGAUAACCAUGGAUAAAGAAGAGAAGAUAUCUGGUAGGUGUAAACCUGAAUGAAGCAGAUAUAAUGGAAGGAUGAUUAGGAUCUAAGUUUACUCCCACACAGUUGAAGUAUCUGCAAUAAUCCUUUGUCCGUGAGUCAUUUAUAUGAAAUCAAUUCCAGGUUCUCUAAACAAAGGAAGGUUCCCUUGUAUUCAGACAAUAUAGCGCCAGUGAUUGUCAAAGAUCAGGGAUUUAAGAGUACUCCCACACUAUUCCAAUAUUUGUAGAAACCAGUCAUUCUUUAGAGGAACCCUUGAAAACCAGUCAGCUGUAGAGUUUGGAAUAGAAUAUAGAAAUAUUAAUAGUAGAUACAUGACUUGGUAAAAAUUAAGCUAAAAUUUUAAAUAAUUUUAAGUACCCUGAAAAGCUUAACAACUUACAAACAGUUCAGUGGAAUCAAUGGGAGUUGUUCCAUAAAUAAACUUAAGACUGAUAAGGAAAUUAUAACAUUUGUAACAGUGAGUUUAAAUGUAUAACAUUUGUAACAGUGAGUUUAAAUGCUUACAAGGUACGUUGACUGUAAAAAUGUAAUAAUUUAAUAUUUUCAGAAAAUGAGUAAACCCUGUAAAUUUUACAUACAGGGUUACUGUAGAAAUGGAGGAGGAUGUACAUUCUUACAUACACAAGUAACACAUGAACGGCAUGGAAACAUAUUGAAAACAUAUGCAGCUGAGACUAAGAGUGGAGAAAUAAAUCAUGUUGGACAUAUGAUGUCCUCCAGAUUGGAUGUAGAGAAGGAAAGGAGAAACAAAUAUUCAUCCUCUGAGGAGGGAUCAGAAGACGAAACCACAGGAAAAACGAAGGUUGGAAUUAUCUCUUGCAUCUGCCUGUAUCAAACCUGGGACCCAGAGAUGGUUAAAUGUUUAUCCUGUGGAAACUAUUCACACAGCAUUUGCUAUGGUGUAAACUUAGAAGCAAAACACACAUGUAUACAUUGUGCAGUAGACUGUGGAAAUAUUUGCGGAAAUGUUGUUAUUGAUGAACAUUUUAAAAAAGAAAAAAGAUCAUACAAAGAUAAACAGGAGUUUGUGUUUAAACUGAAUAAGAGGAGAGUUCUUAAAUCUAUCCUCAAACAAGAGUUUAGAACUUGCCAGCCUGGAGAAAAUCCCACAAUAGAAUUCCUAAAGAUCCGCUUUGGCUUCUCUGGUUCUUAUGCAUCAAAAAUUACACUAGAUCUGGUAAACAAUGGUUAUAUCAAGUUCUUUGGUGGCUUUUCUUUUGAUGCAUCAAAAAUACUGCAAGAACUGGGAUAUGGAGAGGAAGAAAGAUCACCAGGGGCUGAUCAGAUUGACAGAGAAACUGAAAUUGGUGCUUGUUGCAGAAAACGUCAAGUUGAUGUAGAAAAAAUAGGGAAGAUUCCCAAAACAGUUGGAAAGGAAAAAUAUGAAGAGAAAGAGUGCAAGACAGAAAAAAGUGCAAGUUCAAAAAUAAGAAAAAAAGGUUUAGGUAAAUAUAAACCUAAAGGAAACCGAGAUAAUGGAAGAAUGGUAACUUCUCUUCUCCCUCUGAUGAGUGUACUAACCCUAGCAAGGGUUCCUGCACUGGACAACAUGUGUACUGACAUAAUCAGGCAUAUUCUUCAGUUCCUGGAUUACAGAAGUAAAAAGAUGCUGAGGGGAGUGUCCUCUGCUCUCAAGAACAGGGUUGAAGGAUGUGGGGAUAAACUAGUUCAUUACUGGAGGUUUAAUACAGAGUUUACAAGAGCUCAACUCAUCAAGUUUGCUGAUGAAGUUGAAACAGUAUUAGGUUUUGAAGCAGAAGAUGCUAGAGAUGAUGGCGUUGAGUAUCUUGUGAAGAAACAUCCUGAAAUUCUCAUGUUUCAACUUGGAAAAGAAAAUUACUGGGAGUGGGAAACAAGUGAAUUUACAUCAACUGGAUUAAAUAAAAUAUUCUCCCUUCCAUCCUUGUCUACCUUGAUUAUAGUAAGAAGCAUUGAAUUUAUUUCUGGAAUAAAUGUGAACAUAGUUUCAAAACAACUCCAAACUCUACAACUGAUUUGUGUUGAUGAUGAUAGAAGUCUAAAUAAUUACUGGUUUCUACAAAUAUUGGAACAGUGUGGGAGUACUCUAAAAUCUUUGACCUUGAGGAAUUCGAUUAUUACUGGUGAAAUAUUCAUUAAAUACAAGGGAACCCUGCCUUGUUUAGAGAACCUGAACAUGAGUUACUGUAAACAACUCACAAACAAGGGACUGCUGCAGAUACUUCAGCUUUGUGGAAGUACACUAAGAUCCCUGGAUAUAUCAAAUACAAAUAUAACUGGAGAGAAUCUGUCUGAGUACAAGGGAACCCUGCCUUGUUUAGAGAACCUGAACAUGAGUGAGUGUUAUCAUUUCACAAACAAAGGAGUGCUGCAGAUACUUCAGCUUUGUGGAAGUACACUUAGAUCCCUGGAUAUAUCAGUAACAAAAGUAACUGGAGAGAAUCUGUCUGAAUACAAGGGAACCCUGCCUUGUUUAGAGAACCUGAACAUGAGUUACUGUAAACAACUCACAAACAAGGGACUGCUGCAGAUACUUCAGCUUUGUGGAAGUACACUAAGAUCCCUGGAUAUAUCAAAUACAAAUAUAACUGGAGAGAAUCUGUCUGAGUACAAGGGAACCCUGCCUUGUUUAGAGAACCUGAACAUGAGUGAGUGUUAUCAUUUCACAAACAAAGGAGUGCUGCAGAUACUUCAGCUUUGUGGAAGUACACUUAGAUCCCUGGAUAUAUCAGUAACAAAAGUAACUGGAGAGAAUCUGUCUGAAUACAAGGUAAUCCUGCCUUGUUUAGAGAACCUGAUCAUGAGUAGCUGUGAAAAAUUCACAAAUAAGGGACUGCUGCAGAUACUACAGCUUUGUGGAAGUACACUUAGAUCCCUGGAUAUAUCAUAUACAGAAAUAACUGGAGAAAAUCUGUCUGAAUACAAGGGAACCCUGCCUUGUUUAGAGAACCUAGACAUGCAAUUCUGUGAUCAACUCAUAAACAAAGGGCUGCUGCAGAUACUACAGCUUUGUGGAAGUACACUUAGAUCCCUGGAUAUAUCAGAAACAAAAAUAACUGGAGAGAAUCUGUCUGAAUACAAGAGAACCCUGCCUUUUUUAGAGAACCUGAACAUGAGAGACUGUGAACAACUUACAAACAAGGGACUGCUGCAGAUACUACAGCUUUGUGGAAGUACACUAAGAUCCCUGGAUAUAUCAAAAAGAAAUAUAACUGGAGAGAAUCUGUCUGAAUACAAGGGAACCCUGCCUUGUUUAGAGAACCUGAACAUGAGUGACUUUAAACAGCUCACAAACAAAGAACUGCUGGAGAUACUUCAGCUUUGUGGAAGUACACUAAGAUCCCUGGAUAUAUCAAAUACAAAUAUAACUGGAGAGAAUCUGUCUGAAUACAAGGGAACCCUGCCUUGUUUAGAGAACCUGAACAUGAGAUACUGUAAACAACUCACAUACAAAGGACUACUGCAGAUACUACAGCUUUGUCGAAGUACACUUAGAUUCCUGGAUAUAUCAGGAACAAAUGUUGCUGGAGAGAAUUUGUCUGAAUACAAGGGAACCUUUACAUUGAAAACGUUUUCAUAUUAGAUUAACACAAAAAAUAAAUGCUUUGUAAAUUUUUUAAACUAUAAUUUUAUUUAAAACAAACGAUUUUUUAUUUCAGA